Molecule: messenger RNA, 593 nt
Organism: Zalophus californianus (California sea lion)
Lineage: Eukaryota; Metazoa; Chordata; Mammalia; Carnivora; Otariidae
Gene: SMIM28
Product: small integral membrane protein 28
Exons: 2
Coding region: 21-593 (190 amino acids)
Source: RefSeq, a predicted model, not a curated record
UGCAACAGUCGGAUGGAAACAUGCAGGGCCUGAUGGCCAGUAGCUGGAGGAAGUUUGGCCACGCCGGCAGGGGGACGUAUGAGAGGUUAACGAGUGAACCAAGCCGACCUCUUCCAGAAACCCAGCUGCAGGGCACCCAGCAGAGAAGUUCCACCAAAGACGAUGUGGAGCCCUUCCUGUGCAUCCUUCUUCCAGUGACCAUCCUGCUCUUCCUGGCCUUCCUGCUGCUUUUCCUGUAUGGCCGCUGCAAAGCCCCCAGGCCCCGGGGGCAGGUGUUGAGCCCCGACCCCCCAGCGCGCCCCGCUGCAGGGGAGGCCACGGACUUCCUGCCCGGCUUCCCGCAGAGCGGCGAGCAGGACUUCUACUCCCCGCUGCCCUGGGAGGCAGGCCUGCCCCCCUCCUACGAGGAGGCCACCAGGAAUCUCCCUGGGGUGGAGGCUCUGGAGGCGGGCCGGACCCGUGAAAAGGGCUCCCCUGGCCAGGAGGGGCAAAUAGAAACUGCUGGUGGGAACCAUUUGAAGCACAGCUCGCCUCCCCUCCCGGAGCCCACCCGGCACCCGGCACACUCCUGGAUGAAUGGGCGCCAAGCUUGA